AUGCAGAUCUUCGUUAAGACCCUCACUGGCAAGACCAUCACUCUUGAGGUUGAGUCGUCCGAUACUAUCGACAACGUCAAGGCCAAGAUCCAAGAUAAGGAGGGCAUCCCCCCUGACCAACAGCGCUUGAUCUUCGCUGGCAAGCAGCUCGAGGAUGGGCGCACCUUGUCAGACUACAACAUCCAGAAGGAGUCCACCCUUCAUCUUGUCCUUCGCCUUCGUGGUGGUAUGCAGAUCUUCGUGAAGACAUUGACUGGCAAGACGAUCACCCUUGAGGUUGAGUCAUCCGAUACCAUUGACAACGUCAAGGCGAAGAUCCAGGACAAGGAGGGUAUUCCUCCGGACCAGCAGCGAUUGAUCUUCGCCGGGAAGCAGCUUGAGGACGGCCGUACGUUGUCUGAUUACAACAUCCAGAAGGAGUCCACUCUUCAUCUUGUUCUCCGCCUUCGAGGAGGAAUGCAGAUCUUCGUUAAGACCCUCACCGGCAAGACGAUCACGUUGGAAGUCGAGUCAUCAGACACAAUUGAUAACGUUAAAGCGAAGAUCCAAGACAAGGAGGGCAUUCCUCCUGAUCAGCAGCGUUUGAUCUUCGCCGGAAAGCAGCUUGAGGACGGCCGCACCCUCUCGGAUUACAACAUCCAGAAGGAGUCCACACUCCACCUCGUCUUGCGUCUGCGUGGAGGAAUGCAGAUAUUUGUCAAGACCCUCACGGGCAAGACGAUUACGUUGGAAGUCGAGUCGUCAGACACGAUUGACAAUGUGAAGGCGAAGAUUCAGGAUAAGGAAGGUAUUCCUCCAGACCAGCAGCGCCUGAUCUUUGCGGGCAAGCAGUUGGAGGAUGGGCGUACUCUGUCCGACUACAACAUCCAGAAGGAGUCUACUCUUCACCUUGUCCUUCGUCUUCGUGGCGGCCAUUGA
Postia placenta MAD-698-R-SB12 is the source of this 918-nucleotide messenger RNA. RefSeq lists its product as hypothetical. The record is from RefSeq and is a predicted model, not a curated record. Gene Ontology annotation, biological process: modification-dependent protein catabolic process; protein ubiquitination. Gene Ontology annotation, cellular component: cytoplasm; nucleus. Lineage: Eukaryota; Fungi; Basidiomycota; Agaricomycetes; Polyporales; Adustoporiaceae. Gene Ontology annotation, molecular function: protein tag activity; ubiquitin protein ligase binding. The coding region runs from base 1 to 918 and encodes 305 amino acids. The transcript is spliced from 4 exons.